Staurois parvus is the source of this 348-nucleotide messenger RNA. The record is from the annotation of a GenBank genome assembly. Lineage: Eukaryota; Metazoa; Chordata; Amphibia; Anura; Ranidae.
CACUGAUUGGCAGCACUGAGAGGUGGCACUGAUUGGCAUUGAUAUGUGGCACUGACUAGCACUGAUAGGUGACACUGAAAGGCAGCUCAGAUGAUCACUGAUAUGUGGCAUUGAUGUGCACUGGUAGGCACUGAUAUGUUGCAUUGAUGUGACACUGAUGGGCACUGGCAGGUGGCACUGAUGGACACUGACAGGUGGCACUGCUGGGGCUAUACUGAUCAUCAGGGCACACUGAUCAUUAGUGCCCUGAUGGUCACUGUCAGCGUGACAGCUUGUGAGGAAAGAAAUGCCGAUAACCGGCAUUUCCCCAUUUACAUGUGAUCAGCUGUGACUGGGCACAGCUGAUCA